AUGCGGUUGCUUUUCUCCAAAUCUGCAAGCCCUCAUCAUGGUUUUGCAGCAUAUUACUCUUUUAUUGGGAAAAUUUUCAAAGCUGUUGUUGUUCUUCAUUUUGGCACACACGGUUCCCUUGAAUUCAUGCCUGGAAAGCAGGUAGGAAUGAGUGAUGUAUGCUACCCCGACAGUCUUAUCGGGAAUAUUCCCAACAUCUAUUACUAUGCUGCGAACAAUCCUUCUGAAGCUACCAUAGCCAACCGCCGGAGCUAUGCAAAUACUAUUAGCUAUCUGACUCCUCCUGCAGAAAAUGCAGGACUGUACAAAGGCCUUAAGUAG
This is a messenger RNA of Lathyrus oleraceus (garden pea), 321 nucleotides long. Its product is annotated as magnesium-chelatase subunit ChlH, chloroplastic-like. Gene Ontology annotation, cellular component: chloroplast. The record is from RefSeq and is a predicted model, not a curated record. The coding region runs from base 1 to 321 and encodes 106 amino acids. Gene Ontology annotation, biological process: biosynthetic process. The transcript has a single exon. Lineage: Eukaryota; Viridiplantae; Streptophyta; Magnoliopsida; Fabales; Fabaceae.